Molecule: messenger RNA, 174 nt
Organism: Ustilaginoidea virens
Lineage: Eukaryota; Fungi; Ascomycota; Sordariomycetes; Hypocreales; Clavicipitaceae
Exons: 3
Coding region: 1-174 (57 amino acids)
Cellular component (GO): membrane
Source: RefSeq, a predicted model, not a curated record
AUGCCUUUCACCUCGAGCGACAUCUGCAAAAUCAUCUUGGCCAUCAUCCUCCCCCCUCUGGGCGUCUUCCUGGAGCGAGGAUGCGGCGCAGACCUCCUCAUCAACAUUGUCUUGACAAUCUUCGGCUACAUCCCCGGCAUCAUCCACGCCCUGUACAUUAUCCUCAAGUACUAG